Messenger RNA from Salvia splendens (bonfire salvia), 2394 nucleotides. RefSeq lists its product as uncharacterized. The transcript has 4 exons. The coding region runs from base 1 to 2394 and encodes 797 amino acids. NCBI's taxonomy places the organism in Eukaryota, Viridiplantae, Streptophyta, Magnoliopsida, Lamiales, Lamiaceae. The record is from RefSeq and is a predicted model, not a curated record.
AUGAGGCAUCCCGCCGAUUCCCCAGCAUGGAGCACAUUUGAUAGUUUGCAUCCUGAUUUUGCUGAGGAAUCUCGCAAUGUUCGAUUGGGAUUAGCGUCAGAUGGAAUUAAUCCCUUCAAAAAUAUGAGUGUAUCACACAGCACGUGGCCUGUCAUAUUAUUUCCAUAUAACCUUCCUCCAUGGAUGUGCAUGAAAGAGUCUUCUUUUAUGUUAUCUCUAUUGAUACCCGGUCCAUCAGCUCCUGGAAAAAAUAUUGAUAUUUAUUUGCAACCACUUAUUGCUGAUCUAAAGGAUUUGUGGGAAGUAGGAGUUGAAACGUAUGACACAUCUAAAAUGCAAAAUUUUCAGCUACGUGCUUCAUUGUUAUGGACAAUUAGUGAUUUUCCUGGAUAUGCUUAUUUAUCCGGGUGGAGUACCCAAGGUGAAUAUGCAUGUCCGGUAUGUAACAAAGAAACACAUUCUAGUAGACUGAAACAUGGUGGAAAGUAUUGUUACAUGGGUCAUCGAAGAUUCCUACAUAAAGAACACGAGUUUCGGAAGAAUAGACGACUCUUCGAUGGCACAGUUGAGUUUGGAGAAGCACCGCAACAACUAUCUGGCGAUAUGGUGAUGGAUGACUUGAGAGACUUUACUAUGAAAUAUGGUAAGCUAGUUAAAGAUAAUCCAAAGCUUUUUAGUUGGAAAAAAAAGAGUAUAUUUUUUGAGUUGCCAUACUGGAAAGAUAAUAUGGUUCGUCAUAAUCUCGAUGUCAUGCAUACUGAAAAAAAUGCCUGCGAGAGCAUCUGUGCCACAUUGUUGGAUUUGGAUGGUAAAUCAAAAGAUAAUUAUAAAUCACGCCAAGACUUGGAACAGAUGGGAAUAAGACCUGAACUUCAUCCAAUUACUAAUGAAUGGGGAAAAGUUUAUUUACCGGCAGCAGCUUAUACAAUGAGCAAGAAGGAGAGAACAAUAUUUUGUCAGGUCUUGAAAAAUCUCAAAGUUCCUGAUGGUUAUGCCUCAAACAUCUCAAGGUGUGUUCAGUUAAAACCACCAAAAUUGCUAGGCUUGAAAAGUCAUGACUAUCAUAUUAUGAUGCAACAAUUAUUACCUAUAGCAUUGCGAAAAACACUCUCUAGGACAGUACGUUCACCUUUGAUACAGCUUAGUAAGUACUUUCGAGAACUAUGUUGUAAAGUAAUUUGUCCUGCUGAUAUCAUUCGUUUAGAGAAAGAUAUUGUUGUGGUACUUUGCCAAUUGGAGAAGAUAUUUCCACCAUCAUUCUUCGAUGUAAUGGUGCAUUUGAGUGUACAUUUGGCUACAGAAGUGAAGCUAUGUGGGCCGGUUCACUACCGUUGGAUGUAUCCAAUAGAGAGAUAUUUGGGCACAUUGAAAUCAUAUGUUCGUAAUCGAAGUAAACCUGAAGGUUCGAUUGCUGAAGGAUAUCUAGUAGAAGAAUGUUUGAGAUUUUGCUCUUUGUAUUUAGCUGACUAUGUGGAGUCAAAGUUUAAUCGAGCAUCUAGGAAUGAAACUGUUACAGAUAAUACAAAAAUAGGAUUAGAUGUAUUUACGAUUAACGGUCGUUCUCUUGGAAAAGGAACUGCAAUGAGAUUAGAUGACGUAACAUUGAAGAAAGCUCAUCAAUAUGUAUUGUUCAACUGUGAGGCUGUCAGACCAUACAUCGAGCAAUAUUGGGAAGUAGUUGAACAAUCUCAUCCUCACGUUGCACGUCAUCAGUUGGAACGUAUCCACAGUGAAAGGUUUGCUGGUUGGUUUGCUCAAUAUGUUGAAGGGUUAACUGUCUAUGAGGAAAAUCCAACAUUAAGAGCUCUGAAGUUACUUGCUCGCGGGCCUAAUAUAAUUGGAGUGAAAUAUAAAAAGUAUAUUGUAAAUGGUUUUCGGUUCCACACGAAAGAUUUGGAGUGUACAAAGAAAACACAAAAUAGUGGGGUGCGUGUUAAAGCUACAACGUCAAGUUUUUCAAGUACUAGGGAUCAAAAUCCAAUCUUAAGCGAGUUGGACUAUUAUGGAAUUCUAACCGAUGUCGUUGAGCUGGAUUACAAUUGUGGACAUAGAGUUGUGUUAUUUGAUUGUGAAUGGGUGUCAAAAGGAAAACGAUUGAAGACAGAUGCUGAUGGAUUUACAUUAGCUAAUUUUUCAAAUGUGAUACGCCAUUAUGAACCAUUUAUUCUUGCAUCUCAAGCUGAGCAAGUCUUCUAUGUAGAGGAUCCAACUGAAUCACAAUGGAGCGUAGUUGUCUCUGCUGCAGCACGAGCUCAUUAUGGCAUGGAACCUAUUAUCGAUGUGGAGACUUACUUACAAAGUAAUAUUUGUGUUCCUGCUGAUAGUAUAGAGUUGGAUGACUUUGGUUGGGUUCGUGAAGACAUCGAUGGAAUAGAGGUUGACUUAAAUGAAUGA